Adineta ricciae is the source of this 1281-nucleotide messenger RNA. Lineage: Eukaryota; Metazoa; Rotifera; Eurotatoria; Adinetida; Adinetidae. The record is from the annotation of a GenBank genome assembly.
AUGAUCUUUCAAUUGAAUAGCGUUAAUUAUGAGUUUGCUAUGAGUUUGCGAAAAACAGUACGCGUUACCUAUCGACGUAUGACAACACCUAGCAGAACUUCACGUUACUGGCCAAUACUUAUUCUCAUAGUCAUUGUAUAUUACAUAAUUUAUAUCUAUACCGCAGAACAGACAGUUGCAUCGGAUCUUGACUCGUCCUUUCAUGGAAAUGGGAUGUAUGGGCAUCUAACCGGUUUGAAGGAACGUCGAAAAGUUAGUUCGGCAUCUGGAUCAAUUGUCAAGUCAGAUCAUCGAGAUCCAUCAUAUACAAAAUUCUCUUCUGACAUACGUUCACGUUAUUCUUUUAUUGAUCUUGACGAUCUCGAUGUUAACAUCACCAUUCUCGACGAAGAGCACCGGUCUUCCUCUGAUGUAAAAGUCAGUCCAUCAUUUUCAAAUACUCAUCGAUUUUCGCACAUCUUAAGUCUCAAAGGUGAUUCUUCAACUAUUAUUUACAAUCGAAUACCACACAGUUAUGAUCAUACAAUGCGAGUUUUACUCGAACAAGUAUCGACGCUGCAUUCAUUCAGUUAUAUUUCCAGUCGAAUCUCGCAUCCAUACGCAUACAAUCAAUCCUCGUUGAUUCACAUAGGCCAAUCCUUAACUCAACAUAAAUUCCAUCAGUUAAUCUACGACCGUUCGAUCUACUUUUUUGACUGCUAUCAUUUAAAGUUACCUACACAGCCAAUUUGGAUUAAUCUCGUUCGCGAUCCCAUCUCUCGUGUGACAUCCGAAUUUCAUGCAGCACGUGAGCAGUGCCGCACAACAAAUCGUUGUCUCGUUCCCAAACAAACAGUGAAUGAUACACUUGAUACUUGUGUUUCGAAAUGGCCGCCCGUAAAAUGUCUUUCAGCAGAAUUCGGUGUGUCGCAGAUGAUUCCAUUCUUCUGUGGACUAAAUCACACAAACGAAUGUCAAAUGAAUUCAACUUUUGCAUUGCAGCAAGCGAAAGAUAAUAUCGAAUACUAUUAUACCGUAGUUGGCGUUGCUGAAUUGUUCUACAAAUUUCUAUACGUUCUUGAGAAACUUCUCCCCCAAUAUUUUCAACUUGCUCGUCUUCUAUUCAUGAAUACUCGAAGUUCUGAUCGUCUAAUCGACGAACGAGAUACGAACGUGCCCUUACCAAAUGGCAAAACCAGGGAUAUCCUCAAACGAUUACUUCGCGACGAAUAUGAAUUGUAUGAAUAUAUCAGAACACGUUUUUAUGAUCAAUACAGAAUAUUAACCGACACGGAAUGGUAA